This is a messenger RNA of Cuscuta epithymum, 2950 nucleotides long. The record is from the annotation of a GenBank genome assembly. NCBI's taxonomy places the organism in Eukaryota, Viridiplantae, Streptophyta, Magnoliopsida, Solanales, Convolvulaceae.
GGUAAGCCUCACCCCUCUCCCACCCUCAUUUUCGGCCAAGAGAACCCAGGAAGAGCAAGAAAAACCACCCAGCCUCCUUCCUCCAUUGUUGAAGAAAAAUCAUCAAGGAAGAAUCACCCAAAAAGGAGCUAAAGUGCUAAAAGUGUGAAAUAACUAAGGCACUUGUAAAGGGUAUUUCAAGUGAUUUCACAAAGUUGGUAAAGUCGCCGGAGUUGUCGCCGGAGUUGACCGAAAGUCGCCGGAGUUUCACCGGAGUUCAACCAAGAGGGGUAGAACUUCAUAACGCUAGUUCAAGGUUGAAGCUAGAGCUUGCUACUUGCACCUUCUCACGGGUGAUAUCAAAUCAGGGAGACGUGGUUCGUGCUUCCUUAUUUUCGUUCAAACUACCGAACACUUGCUCAUGGAUAUUUAUUUUACCAUAAACUAUUUUUGGGGCUUGCAUGCCGAUGUUGUUGGCCGGUUGUGGUCCAUGACUUACCGUUGAAUAUUUCCGCUAUUCAUUGGUUUAAAUGUGAUGUUGUUAUGUAUGUUUACUACUGAGUAUGGAUGGAUUGUUUUCUCGAACGCCUUGUGUAAUUAAGUGAGGUUGACCCGUGGGUGACGUCACUUAGUUAUACGGCGGUUGUACACGCGCUUGGAUUGCGGUCUGGGGCGUGACACCGGUGCAUGACUUUCAACUGUCUUCUCAGAGAAGUGGAUCCCAUGGCCGGGAUUGGGCAUCACCGAUGGAUCUAUGUUCGGAUAUCUCGUCCCGCCAUCGUCAGGCAGUUUGGCAAUCGAUCGGGCGGUCUCCAGGCUUGGAAUAGAGAGCAGAGUAGUUGUUUUAACACUGUAGCUGAGUAGUGCUUUUGAGCAAAGCCGUAAGAAACGACGAUGGCCGUAUUCAUUCUGAGUUGCUAGUCAUCUCUCUGAGAAUCAGUGUUGCCUUCUUCCAUAUUGGAAUUGGUAUAGAAACAACGAUGGUUGUAUUCAUUCUGAACUAUACCCCUCUCAACAAGUAUAAUAUCUUCUCUAGCUACAACUUUAAGUGACUAUAGAAAUUGAUUUUUUCCUCGACAAGUUGGUUCAAUUAGGAAUUAAAGUUCUACCUUUUGAAUUCCACAGAUUUGAUAAGCUUUCGCUACAGGUUAUCUACGAUUUGAGGAACAUUGGUUCAUUUAAUCUCAAAUCUGGCUGCUGCAAUAUUUUUGUAUAUUAGGAGGAAAAUGGAUUCAAAUGUAGUAGUGAGAAAAUAAGAGGCUAGCCGCAAAGUGAGAUGAGGAUAAACCAGAUGAUGAAUCAAAUUGCAGUGACUCCUAUUUUAUUCACUAAUAAUUUUGUGAACCUUAUUUAUGUUGAUAACAUUUAGCACAACUAAUUGUUAAUAGGGAUUAAAUUACACAUCAUAAAAUUCCAUUUUAUUCUUCAUCUUUUUCAAGGUUGUGAAUGAUAUUUGUAUAUUGACAUCCUUUAGUAGAGUAGCUUCUUGUGAUGGGACUGUGCAUGUUUGGAAUGGAGGAAAUUGGCUUAUGUUUUAAUUUGUAACUAGAUAUGCUUUGUAACUAGAUGUUUGUGUUUGGAAUGGAGGGAAUUGACUUAUGUUUUUAGGUUGACUAGACUGUGCGAGACUACAAACCUUUUUGAAAAAAUACCAUCAAUGAUGGUUGUUACUGGGAUUUAUGAGAACAGUAAGGGUGAUGUAAAUGCUAAAGAAUCAGAAGCUCAUAUCAUAAAUGGAGAUGAUAGUAGUCAUAGUACAAAGCAGAAAUCUGAAUUGUCUACUGACUUCAUGCAUGAAACUGUUUCUGAUGACCAUCCUUCUAAUGACUCAACUUUCACUGUCUUUAAUUCUUUUCCUCUCAAGUCUCAAACAUUGCCCUGAAAAGAUUGGGCUGUUCAGCUUAAAAUCUGUAAUACACAUCAGAUUUUAAUUGACUCUGGCUUUGAGUCUUUUAAUUGGUAAUUGCAUUAAAAGAAUGGAGUUGUACAUGAAUUCAACAAAUUGUUUUUUCUGAACUUGCAGAAGAUGUUGUCAACAUAAAAGAGCAAUUCCAGUAAUUCUCAAGCUCCUAAAAACUUUGUAUAUUCUAUAUAAAUAUGCCAGGCUCUAUUUUUUUAAAAUUACUUAACCUUGUUGAUGUUGUGGUCUGUGGUCUCUAUUAAAGAAGGAAUAUAUAUUUCCAAUCAGAUGAUUAUGAAAUAUCAGAAAAAUGAUAUACCUACUUCUAUUUUACUAAUUUAUCUUUUUAUCCACCAUUGCAAACAAAAUUCACAAACUCAUUUUUUUGUUUCUUUUUGUUGCUUUUGUUUCUUUUUGUUUCUUUUAUUGUUUUUUAAUUGUUUCUUUUUGUUGUAUCGUGUUUCUUUUUGUUGCAUUAUGUUGCUUCUUGUUUAUCAUCUUCAACUGUGUAUCUUUGUUGUUUAUUUUUAUUUAUGAUUCCAUUUGUAUGUGGUAGUUUGAUAUGUAGAUGUGUGUAGGCAGUAGGCAGUAGACAUACACCUAUGAUUCCAUUUUUGCAUAUUAAACUAUUGCUGUACAAGGUGUUAUUCAAACGGUCUCCUGCCAUUUCUAUUGAUUUUUAUGGCAGUUUCCGUGUUUAUUUUCUUGAUUAUAUGGUGCUGCGUUAGGAGUUUUGCAAGUAUGUACUGAUAUGCAAAUUGUAGAGUGGUGAUUUGCCUUGUACUUUGGUGAUAGAGGUGGAGUAAUUGUGGAGUGCAUGCUGCUGCUGUUGGGGCAGUCUCUCCCAGUCAGAUUAUGCAGAUUAUAUGAUGGUGAUGAUGUUGCUUUGGGCAGACUCUGCCGGUUAGAUUAUGCGGAUUAGAUGGUACUGCUGGUAGUUCCUUUGGGUAGAUUAUACACUGGGAAAAUUGUUUGAGGUUGUUUUAAUUGUAAUUUAGUGCACUAUGAUAGUGCAUGAAACAUUGACUUUUUAUGCUCUUGCGGCUUAAGUAGAAGUAUCAAGUAUGCCCC